Penicillium malachiteum is the source of this 708-nucleotide messenger RNA. Its product is annotated as PEX11 family protein. Bases 1 to 708 code for a protein of 235 amino acids. NCBI's taxonomy places the organism in Eukaryota, Fungi, Ascomycota, Eurotiomycetes, Eurotiales, Aspergillaceae. Gene Ontology annotation, cellular component: peroxisomal membrane. The transcript is spliced from 3 exons. Gene Ontology annotation, biological process: regulation of peroxisome size; peroxisome fission. The record is from RefSeq and is a predicted model, not a curated record.
AUGGUCGUCGACGCUCUCGUCCACCACCCUGCGCUGGCGCACUGGUUGCGCUUCGUCGCGACAACCGUCGGUCGUGAUAAGCUCCUGCGUACACUCCAAUACUUUUCCCGUUUCUACGCCUGGUACCUAUACCGCACCAACCGCCCCCAAUCCGCCAUCGACCCCUACAAUGCCGUGAAGAAGCAAUUCGGCACAACCCGCAAGAUCAUGCGUAUUGGCAAAUUCGCCGAACACCUUAAGGCUGCCUCCGUAGCCCUCGAUAACAAGGCUCCUAUUGAUCCUGUUCUCCGUUACCUGACUGUUGGUCGUCAGCUUGGUUACGCGGGUUACCUUACCCUGGAUACUAUUACCGUCGUUGAUAGUAUUGGAUACCGCAAGCUGGAGUCUGCGAAGAGACUUCAGGAAAGUGCUUACCGUGCUUGGGGUGCUGGUUUGCUUUGCAGUGCUGUUGCGGGUGUUUAUACUCUUUUCAAGUUGCAGGAGCGGGAGAAGUCUAUUAACCGAAAGGAAGGAGAGGGUGUUGUUGAGGCUAAGAAGAUUGAGAAGGAGCGCGCUGCUGCUCGCGUCCAGCUCUUCUCCGACCUCUGCGAUCUGGCGGUCCCCGCUGCUGCGCUGAGCAUUGUUAACAUUGAUGAUGGUCUGGUUGGUAUUGCGGGUACUGUUAGCUCGUUGAUUGGUGUCUGGUCCCAGUGGCGCAAGACUGCUUAA